Lithohypha guttulata is the source of this 558-nucleotide messenger RNA. RefSeq lists its product as uncharacterized. The record is from RefSeq and is a predicted model, not a curated record. NCBI's taxonomy places the organism in Eukaryota, Fungi, Ascomycota, Eurotiomycetes, Chaetothyriales, Trichomeriaceae. Bases 1 to 558 code for a protein of 185 amino acids. The transcript has 2 exons.
AUGAACUACCAUGAAGAGAUCCAGGAGUCGCGUUCCCGCCGGCGACAGGGCUGGGAAAUCGAGAUGACGAGGCAGGAACGUCAGGAGAAGAUGCCCUCUCACCAAAGGGGCUCCACACAACAGCGAUCAGUGGAGGAUCGUGCUGCCAAGCAGCAACAGCUCAAGGCGAAGAAGUCGGUACGGCACAGCCGGGUGCACGAGCAGAAGUCGACUGGGGGAACCGUGUCACAGAAAUGUGAUGGUCAGGAGCUCACACGAGAGCAGGAGAAGAGGGCGAGGGCGGAGUUUAGCAAGCGGCGGACCGUCACGCCCGAAGUGGAGGCGAGACGUGCCAGUGAGAAGGCAGCUCGUGUUGAACGACGGGCGGAACGCGAGGCGUUGGGCAUCAGCACCAAGGGAGAUUCAGUCACCUUGAAAGCGGCCUUGGCAGCUGAGCAAAGGCGGGAAGAUGCAGCUCGAAGCGCUGCCCAAGCCGCUUUUAGGAAUGCAGCCAAUUCUGGCGCUCGUGAGGCUUCUGACGGUCGACAGAAGCGAGGCAAGGGUAAGAACACCCACUGA